AUGCAGAGAGCGUGGUCGACAAGUCGCCAAGCAACGCAAGGUACCCUGUCUUGCGUCAAGGGCCAGGCGCCCUCGUCGAUGAGUGUCUCGACAGCCAAGAUCAGAUCCGUCGGCUCAGCGUCCGGACUAGCUCAUGCGAAUGCAGCCUACACUGGCUCCGAGACGGCGUGCAACACGAGCGACUUGACACGGAAGGCUACGCGCGCCAUCAACGGGGAAAUUGCGUGCCAGGAUGAUUGGCAGGGCGUGGAGCAGCUGCGUUGCAUGUCGGCGCAACAGCGAUUUUCGGUCGCCAAAGAGGGCCAAGUAGACUAUCACCGAUUCGCCGACGGCCAAGCUGCUCAGACUGCCAAAUCACACUCUGGCGCAGAGUACAUCACCCUCUUCUCGUCGCCCUUCUGUCCUUUCGUGCAACGUGCCUGGGUCUCGCUCGAGCACUCUGGCCUGCCGUACCACCUGACGGAGGUCGACGUCUAUGCGAAGCCGGACGAGCUCAUGCAAGUCAGUCCGAGAGGGCUUGUACCUGCUGUACGGUUGAACGAGCCCGACGGACCACCUCGUGGCAUUGCCGAAUCGACAGUCAUUCUUGACUACUUUGAGGAGACAGCGGCAGCUGCAGGCAAGCCGACUCUGCUGCCGGCUCUACUCAACGCGCACUCGAUCAACGAUGUGCUCUAUCAGCGCUCUGUGGCGAGAUUUGCAGCCGACCAAGUCAACAGGCACUUCAUACCUGCUUUCUAUCGUGCACUGCAAGCCCAAGAGCCAGAGAAGCAGACCGAGGGCAGAAAGGCACUCUCUGAAGCUUUCGAGAAGCUGACGAGCAUGCUCGCCAAAGCCUACAAAGACGAGCAAGACGCAAUGACAAAGCCAGACAUGAGCGCAGUCGGUCUCUAUGCACCCAAUGGCACGCUCGGCUACGUCGAUGUUCAUAUUGUACCCUGGGUGUUCCGCUGUACGAACGUGAUGAAGCACUACCGCGACUUUACAUUGCCUUGCGACGACGCUGCCAAGAGCUGGCUGGAUCGACUGCUAUCGCACAAGAGCGUGCUUGCCACUUGCUCGAGCGAGAAACUCUACCUGGACUCCUACGCUCGAUACGCCGAGAACCGGCCGAACACGUCCCAAGUCGCCAACUCGACCAAUGCAGGAUCAGGCUUACCAUAG
This is a messenger RNA of Mixia osmundae IAM 14324, 1164 nucleotides long. RefSeq lists its product as uncharacterized. Gene Ontology annotation, cellular component: cytoplasm. The record is from RefSeq and is a predicted model, not a curated record. The transcript has 3 exons. Bases 1 to 1164 code for a protein of 387 amino acids. Lineage: Eukaryota; Fungi; Basidiomycota; Mixiomycetes; Mixiales; Mixiaceae.